Brassica rapa (field mustard) is the source of this 2749-nucleotide messenger RNA. RefSeq lists its product as uncharacterized. NCBI's taxonomy places the organism in Eukaryota, Viridiplantae, Streptophyta, Magnoliopsida, Brassicales, Brassicaceae. The record is from RefSeq and is a predicted model, not a curated record.
UAAAUUAAUUAUAUAUAUUUUUAAUUUAUAUAUAUAUAUAUUAAAAAUAUUCAUAAGAAAUGAAUAUAUUAUAUCUUAAUUUUUAUAAUAAUUUUAAAUUGAAUGUCCAUACUAUUCUAUCAAUCAUUCAAUUAAACAGUUUGAAAAACAUAUAGUUUCUGCAUCAUAUUACUUUUCUAGUAUACUGGUAUUGUUUUAUUAUAUGCUCUGUCAAUCAAGAUCUUAGCGUUUUUAUACCGAAAGAUAAAAUACACAGAUUUUGGUAAACUUUUUUUUUUGGUAAAAAAGAUUUUGGUAAACUUAUUAGGGACAUGUAUAUUAGUUGUAGACUUGGAAAAGGCUGUCCACCAAAAUGACGAAAAUGAAAUCAAUGUUGUUCGGUGCCGGUUUUACAGAUCCCGAUCACGUGACGUAGAAAUAUAUUCGAGAAGUGAGGGAGAAUCAUACUUGGACAAGAUAAUCUUGCAUGCUCUUAACAUGACACAAAAUACAAAAGUCUUGAUUUUGUGUUUAAAAAAAAAAAACUGUUUGCCGACAAGAAUUUAGCUUAACAAGCAAUUAAAUAUGCAACUACGAGAAGAGAUGGAGUGAGAAGUAGGCAACAUUGUGAUGACGUGGCUGUAUUUCAACCGAACAGAAAACGCCGUCGACAUCGAUUGCAUUCGAAAACAAUCAUAUCGCAUUGUUUGUUUCUCAGAACUUGUGCAGUGAUCUAGGCACUAUGUAAGGAUUUCACGUUAUAAAAUCUAGAAAUACAUGAAAAGAAUCUAAAUCCAAAAAGUUAACACAAACCUUCAAUUUUAUUUGAUCGGCCAACCAGAUUUCACAGAUUAUAAUCUAAUUUUUAUAAGCCUUUUGACUUCGUUAGUUACUGCUGCCUGCCGAUCUUUUCAGUCCCAUUUUUUCUCAUUUGUUUCAUUAGGUCUCUAAUAAUUAGAUUGUAAGGUUUCGUCUAAAUUAACUUCGUGGAAAAUAACAUCAACAAAGAUUAUCGGCAUGUUUUGAACAAUCUAAGCGAAUGUUUCUUAUUUUUCAAAGAAGGAAAACCAAUUCCUUUAAUAUAAGCUCAUUCAACAUUACUCUUAUGUUCGCCUAAUUUUUGGGUUAGGCAUUAUCUAUUUUAAGAUCAUCCCCAACCGAUAUCUAUUUUUAUUUUUAUAUUUUCUUGUAAAAUAGAAAAAUUAUAUUAUAGAAUUGGAUUUACUCCAAUGUAUGUCUCUAUAACAAAUUUUUUCUAUUUAAAAAAAAAAGUAUAAAUAAUUUUAUUUCCAUCUCUAAACAUAAAAAUAAAAAGUAAUAUUUUUUACAUUUUUUAUAAAAUAGAGAAACACUAUUAUAGAUACACAUACAUUGAAAGUAUAUUCACUUUUAUAAUCGAGAUUUUUUUUUUUAAAGAAAAUAUAAAAAUGUACAUUUUCAAUACUCUAACAAGAUAAUACUUCAUCUCGAACUAAUGGAUUUUUCUUGAUUACGAUUUUGUUGAUGGUAUUCACUCCGCUUUCUGGGACAUGCCAAAUAACAAGAUCUCACAGUGCUUUGGUUAUCUAUUAAUGUUACUAUCCUUUCCGAUGAAGACAUGAUGACAUUAGCCAAGUCUAGAAACAGUAUACAUAUACAAGUUAAGAAUCAUUUAUUUUUACUGUAUACGUUGAUAAAUUUAUUUCAUAAAAUGAUAAAUUAUUAUUUUAAUCAUUUUUGACACUUAAGUUUGACGUAUAUUUUAUUUAAUAUUUAUACUUUUUAAAAAAUCGAAUAUACUACUAACCAUUUCCAGUUGAUGCAUGUACUUUUGAUAAAAAGAACUAUAGCGUUUGUGGUGAUUCAGAUUAUUUUUUUGUAACAUUUUUACAUCUUAAAAAAAAAAUUACAUCUUUUAAAAAAAAAAAUUAUAUCUUUUCAAAUUUAUAUGUAUAAAACAUUUGGCAUCUUUUAAUUUAAAAAAACAUUUGACAUCUUUAGAUAUUUUAGUUUAAACUUCAAUCUUUAACUCCGCAUAUUAAAUUUGGCGGGCGGAGGAAAAAUACAAAAGAGUAGGACACGUAGGGAAAAGUGAGCAGACAUAUGUGUGAGUGUGACGUUAGGCAACUGAGUUACAUGUAAAUCCAAUGUCGGCAAAACAAUUCAAAAAAACAACUCGUCACGUCUCUCUCUAUCUCCAACUCCCAUAUGUCUCCUUGCACUAACCACUUCCUCUGCUUCUAUCUCCUUAUAAAUACCCUCCUGACUUCACUCUUUAACAAUCAUCAUCACCACCAACACUUCAAAGUAUGAAGAGACAGAGAGAGGAGAUGAAGGAAGAGGGGACUGACUCAUCAUUGGCUACUGCAGCCAUGGCAGUUGCGGUUGCUGCAGCGGUUGCGGAGGAGGAUAAAUUGUGGUGCGGUGGAGUGGUGGAGGAGAUGACGUGGAGCACCGUGUGGUUGCCUUUUUGGGAUGUUGAGUUUGUUGGCAGAAACUACAACUUGUUGUUCAGUGAUGUUGCUUGGGACGAUGAUAUUUGGAACCUCAAGAACCUAACUCAUUCCUCAUAGUCGUUUUCCUUGGAAAAAAUAUCCAGUUAUAGUUUAUUCUGUAUAAUUUUCGUUAAUUAUUGUCCAUCGAUGGGGUUGGUUUGAAAGUAAUUAUCUUUAGAUCUAAGAAUUAGUCCGUUUUUAAAACUGUGUUCAUACCUUAAUAAUGGUGCACUAUUAAUUAAAUUGUUUAUUGCAUAUAUAUUUACAUGCCGUCCUUAGACUUGUUUCAAGAUAAU